CACUCUUCACUCUUCAGUCUUCACUUCACCUAACAAUGGCAAACCCUCCCAUUUUCCUCUUCCUUACUAUCUUCAUUGCCACACUUCUGUGUUGUUGUUCUUCUUUUGAAGAAGAAAAGAGAACAACAUUCAUAGUCCAAGUCAACCACAACCUGAAGCCUUCCCUUUUCCCAACCCACACUCACUGGUACCAAUCCACACUCUCUUCACUACUCUCAACCAAAACUACAAAUGGAACAACAUCCAAACACGCCCUUAACAACAAUAACCCCAUUCUCCACACAUACGACACCGUUUUCCACGGCUUCUCAACAAGACUCUCACCUUCAGAAGCAAAGAAGCUCCAGACACUCCCUCACGUGACAGCACUCAUCCCUGAACAAGUUCGUCACGUGCACACCACGCGCUCUCCUCAUUUUCUCGGCCUUCAAACCGCCGCUAAGACCGGCUUGCUCCGGGACACCGAUUUCGGCUCUGAUCUCGUCAUAGGAGUUAUCGACACCGGAAUCUGGCCGGAGAGGCAGAGCUUCAACGACCGCGACCUAGGUCCCGUUCCCGCCAAAUGGAAAGGACGCUGUGUUGCUGGAAAAGAUUUUCCGGCAACCUCAUGCAACCGGAAACUCAUCGGCGCAAGGUUUUUUUCCGCCGGAUACGAGGCUACCAACGGGAAGAUGAACGAGACAUCGGAGUACCGGUCGCCGAGGGACUCAGAUGGCCACGGCACGCACACGGCGUCAAUCGCCGCCGGAAGGUACGUUUCUCCAGCUUCGACUCUCGGUUACGCGGCUGGUGUCGCCGCCGGCAUGGCUCCGAAAGCCAGGCUCGCGGUUUAUAAGGUGUGCUGGACCGGCGGAUGCUAUGACUCCGACAUCCUCGCCGCCUUCGACGCCGCCGUCUCGGACGGCGUCGAUGUAGCGUCGCUCAGCGUCGGUGGCGUCGUGGUGCCGUACCACCUCGAUGUCAUUGCCAUUGGAGCGUACGGCGCCGCAUCAGCUGGUGUUUUUGUCUCGGCUUCCGCCGGAAACGGCGGUCCCGGUGGCCUCACCGUUACAAAUGUCGCCCCCUGGGUGACAACUGUUGGUGCCGGAACAAUUGACCGGGAUUUCCCCGCUCAUGUGAAGCUUGGAAAUGGUAGGGUUAUAGCUGGUGCUAGUCUUUAUGGUGGUCCGGGUUUAAUUCCGGGUCGGAUGUACCCGGUUGUGUAUGCUGGAUCCGAAUUAAGUGGCGGUGGAAGUACCGGUGGUGGUGAUGGUUAUUCGGCUUCACUUUGUUUGGAAGGUUCCUUGGAUCCCAAGUUAGUGAAGGGGAAAAUUGUUGUUUGUGAUAGAGGGAUUAGUUCUAGAGCUGCUAAGGGUGAUGUUGUGAAGAAAUCCGGCGGAAUUGGCAUGAUUUUGGCCAAUGGGAUAUUUGAUGGUGAAGGUUUGGUGGCUGAUUGCCAUGUACUCCCUGCUACGGCCGUUGGAGCGAUCGGAGGCGAUGAGAUCAGGAGGUACAUUGCAACUGCGGCGAAGUCCAAUCACACUUCGCCACCAACUGCAACUAUUAUGUUCAAAGGUACUAGGCUUGGUGUUAGGCCAGCACCUGUAGUGGCAUCAUUCUCAGCUAGAGGGCCUAACCCCGUAUCAACAGAGAUUUUGAAGCCUGAUGUGAUUGCCCCUGGGUUGAACAUCCUUGCUGCGUGGCCGGAUCGGGUUGGCCCCUCUGGCGUCCCAUCGGAUAAGCGCAAAACCGAGUUUAAUAUACUCUCUGGAACCUCGAUGGCUUGUCCUCAUGUUUCUGGAUUGGCAGCAUUGUUGAAAGCUGCGCAUCCGGAUUGGAGUCCGGCUGCUAUUAGGUCUGCAUUGAUGACCACUGCUUAUGUUGUGGACAAUAGGGGUCAUGCCAUGUUGGAUGAGUCCACUGGGAAUGUUUCCUCAGUGUUUGAUUAUGGUGCUGGCCAUGUUCAUCCUGAGAAGGCCAUUGACCCUGGUUUGGUCUAUGACAUUUCGGAUUCCGAUUAUGUGAACUUCUUGUGCAAUUCAAAUUACACCACUGACACUAUCCAAGUGAUCACAAGGAAGAAAGCAGAUUGCAGCGGUGCGAAGAAAGCCGGACACGCCGGGAACUUGAACUAUGCUUCAAUGUCAGCAGUGUUCCAGCAAUAUGGCAAGAAGAAAAUGUCCACGCACUUCAUUAGAUCCGUGACCAAUGUCGGCGAGGCGAACUCAGUCUACAAGGUCACCAUUAAGCCACCGGUCGGGAUGAAGGUUACAGUGGAGCCUCAGACCCUGUCCUUCAGGAGGGUGGGUCAGAAGCUGAACUUCCUUGUUAGGGUGCAAGCUAGAGCAGUGAAGCUUUCUCCUGGAGGCUCAAGUAUAAAGAGUGGUUCCAUAGUUUGGUCUGAUGGCAAACACACUGUCACAAGUCCCUUGGUUGUGACAAUGCAACAGCCUCUUGAUUAUUAGUGUUGGAGGUUUUUUGUAUGUAGAAAUUUUGUGCCUUCUACCCAUCUUAGAGAGAUUUUAUAUAAAAAUCUAGCUCUAUAUAUAUAAAUAUAUGUAUGAUAGAGAAAAUGUUUGGUUUUCUGAAGUUUUUAGUUUUCAUAUUCCUAAGAACUGAUGCAGGGUUGAUUGUAAGAAAUUAAGAAAAAAAAAGGUAUGGAGGUAUUAGUAAGACAUAAAGGUAUUGAAGUAUAUUUUCCCUGUUGUAAAAUUAAGGAUGUUGCUUGUAUAAAAUGAAGUGUUAAGAACA
Arachis stenosperma is the source of this 2730-nucleotide messenger RNA. RefSeq names its product subtilisin-like protease SBT1.5. NCBI's taxonomy places the organism in Eukaryota, Viridiplantae, Streptophyta, Magnoliopsida, Fabales, Fabaceae. The transcript has a single exon. Gene Ontology annotation, biological process: proteolysis. The coding region runs from base 36 to 2444 and encodes 802 amino acids. Gene Ontology annotation, molecular function: serine-type endopeptidase activity. The record is from RefSeq and is a predicted model, not a curated record.